AUGCCAGAACUCGUUAGAGCCCACUCCUAUCAUCAUCCCUCUCCAAUUUUUCCUUCCCAAGAUGAAAAUUCAUCACUCUACAUGUCGUUGGAAUUAUUUGAAUAUCAUUUGGACUUGAGAAGUGCCUUCGGAACAAGUCAUUCUUCAACCACAAGAAGAAAGAAUGCUCUCAUUAGAAUUUCCAUUCAUUCUCGUGAUGAAAAAAUUAUAUUUGAUGGAUUUGGUGAAUGUGGUUUGCCUCCUAAAAAGGCAAAUUGUUAUUUGGCUGAUUUUAAUGAUAUCCAAUUUUAUUUUGAGCAAUUUUGUGAGAAUUUAAAGGUGGAAUUGCAAAAAAACGAAUUUAAUUGGAAGGAAAUGAUCGGAAAUGCUUUUAAAAAUGUUGACGAAAAAUAUUUCACACUCGUAAGAAAAUUGGCUGAUGAAAAUGCAAGUUUGAAUGGAAAAUUGCAAAGUAUUCCAUUGAUAUUGUUAAAUGGAUUGGAUCAGUAUGAAUAUCUUGAUCAGAUUGGAGAGAAACAUCCAGAAUUUGAACAUUGUGCUCAGUGUGGAAUUGAAAUGGCUAUUUUCGACUUGUGGGGAAAGAUUCUCGAUAAGCCAUUGUAUAAUUUAAUUGGGAUUGAACCUCCUGUUCAGAAAUUUGCAUUCUACACAGCUGCUCUCAAUGAAGAUAUUGGAGAAAUUGUAAAAACAGCUCGAUUUGGAUUGGAAAAGACCAGACAUUUGAAAAUGAAACUUGAUUCUGACAUUGAAAAGGGAAUUUUAAUAUUGAAAAACUUGAUUGAGACCUACGAGAAGGAUUAUAUUCAUGAAAAUUCCAAACCUCAUUGGUCAAUCGAUGCCAAUUCAGCUUGGACUCCAGAAACUUCACUCGAAUUUCUCCAACAAUUGAAAGAAAAACUUCCAAACUUUCUUCCAUACUUUUACAUGUUGGAACAACCAUUCCCAAUCCUAGUCGAAAGCUCAGAAUCAUCCAAAUGGGAACAAGUCAAACAAGCUUACGAAAAUGAGGGAAUUUUAAUUUUUGCCGAUGAAAGUGUCAAUACUUUUGAAAACAUUGCCAACAUUCAAUCUUUCAUUCAUGGAAUUAAUAUUAAAUUGGAGAAAUCUGGAGGAAUUAGAGGAGCUCUGACAGUUUCAGAGCUAGCCAAGAAACAUUACAAUUUAAAGUUGUGGUUUGGUUGCAUGGUUUCAAGUCGAUUGAGUUGUACUUGUUCUUCACAUUUAAUGAGUUUGGCAGAAAUUGGAGGAGAUUUGGAUGGUUCAUUGCUUGUUGCUGAGCAUUCUCAAGGAUUUGAAGGAGGUUUUGAUUGGAGAAACGACCAAGUUUCGAAUAGUGAAAGUAGAAUCGGAAGGAAUCAUGGAGAAAUUGUCUUGUUGGAAAAACCAGGUAUUGGAGUGGAUAUCAAGAAGGAUACUAUCAGAAAGUAAUCUUUGCUUUUGUUUAAUAUUUUUUAAAAGCAAAAUAAACAUUGUUCACACUAC
This is a messenger RNA of Naegleria gruberi, 1482 nucleotides long. RefSeq names its product chloromuconate cycloisomerase. The record is from RefSeq and is a predicted model, not a curated record. The coding region runs from base 1 to 1428 and encodes 475 amino acids. NCBI's taxonomy places the organism in Eukaryota, Heterolobosea, Eutetramitea, Acrasida, Naegleriidae. The transcript has a single exon.